UUCACUUCUUUAGGUUUGAAACUUAGCUUAGAGCUCUCCAAUGGAACUUACUCUCGCAUCCCUCUCACCCUUGGCCUUUGGUGCCGUCAAUUGUCGUAAAAUUUUUGCCCUGGCACCCCCAAGAAUGAGAAUCAAACAAGGGAGAUCAGAAUUGCCCUACCUCACAAUCACAUCCAAGAUUGAUGAGUUGCAAGUGACCGAAAGACGGUCGGCUAAUUACCAUCCUAGCAUUUGGGAUCCCAAAUUUAUUGAGUCCUUAAGCACUCCCUAUACGUCUGACGACUUUUCCAACCGAUUAGAGGACUUGAAGGAAGAAGCUAAAAGGCUAAUUAAGGACGCUAGAGACACUUCCUCCCGAUUAGAACUCAUUGAUUCGAUUCAACGGUUGGGAGUUGCUUACCAUUUGGAGGAGGAGAUCAAAGAGGCUAUUGAUCUUGUUCAUUUGGAUGAUACCACUACCUAUGAUCUUUUCACAACUGCACUGCGAUUUAGACUUCUACGACAACAUGGCUAUUCAAUUAGCUCAGAUGUGUUCGAUAAAUUCAGAAGUAAAGAUGGGAGAUUCAUGGAUGGCAUAAGCCAGGAUAUUGCUGGGCUUUUGAGUUUGUAUGAAGCUUCCCAUCUUGGAGUAGAGGGAGAAGAUGACUUGGAAGAAGCCAGGAGGUUCAGUACCAUGCAUUUGAAGGGACUGGUUGGGAAUUUGGAGGGUGAUUUAGCUGAUCAAGUGCAGCAGUCCCUGGAAGUUCCCUUACACUGGAGGAUGCCAAGGCUAGAAGCCCGAAACUUCAUCGAUAUCUAUCAAAGGCGCAAUACAAAAAACUCAGCUCUCCUUGAGCUAGCCAAGUUGGACUACAAUCUAGUCCAAUCAGUAUAUCAGAAGGAGUUGAAGGAGCUAACAAGGUAAAACUGUACUAAUUAAAACCCCAGUUGUUUCA
This is a messenger RNA of Vitis vinifera (wine grape), 935 nucleotides long. Its product is annotated as probable terpene synthase 9. NCBI's taxonomy places the organism in Eukaryota, Viridiplantae, Streptophyta, Magnoliopsida, Vitales, Vitaceae. The transcript is spliced from 3 exons. The record is from RefSeq and is a predicted model, not a curated record. The coding region runs from base 41 to 904 and encodes 287 amino acids. Gene Ontology annotation, molecular function: terpene synthase activity.